Molecule: messenger RNA, 2098 nt
Organism: Mercenaria mercenaria
Lineage: Eukaryota; Metazoa; Mollusca; Bivalvia; Venerida; Veneridae
Exons: 8
Coding region: 119-1375 (418 amino acids)
Biological process (GO): signal transduction
Source: RefSeq, a predicted model, not a curated record
UCAAAACAGAACAGUAUACAUUACUACUUAAAACUUAAUCAUGUAAAGCUAUUGAUUGAUUACCUGCACUGGAUCAAUAAUUAUGUAGUGUUCACAUUACAGAUAAGGUUGAAAAGAAAUGGCGUGUUAUAAUGUGGAUUUACCCCACGACAAGGAUUCCCAUUUAUUCGUGUGUUAUGAAAGCAAUAAAAUAAAUGAAGUGCGUUUGCUCGUGGACAAUCUGGAACAGAAUGGGAUAAAGUGUUGUUAUUAUGAACGAGAUUUUACAGCGGGAUGUUCUAUAAUGGAAAAUAUGUACAGAGCUAUCACGAAGAGCAUGAAUAUGCUCGUAGUUCUAUCUGAGGAGUUUAUAAACAGUAAAUACUGUUUACACGAAUUAGACGAAGCACUGAACCUUAAAAUAAAAGGAGAUUACAAUCUUAUCCCUAUUAAGAUUGAACCUUGUGUAAUUCCGGAAAAUAUCCGACAUCUAACAUACAUUGACGCAGAAGGGGAGAUAGAAACAGCAUAUCUUAAGAUAAUUAACGCUGUAAUUAACAAAGAAAUCCUGUCUGAUAACAGAGAAACGAAAAACGGAAAGCAUCUGCGUUUUACUGCCGAAGGAUAUAAAACAAGCAACAUGGCUUUAGCAAGGUAUAGGAUUCACCUGACGGACACUGACAAAGCCAAGAUCUGGAAUUCAGGUUUUGAGAUUUCAGCAAAUCUGCUUGAUGAAAUAGAAGAAACUAUAAAUGGGUCGCUGUUUAUGCAAUGGCAACAUAUUUGGAAACACUCCCAUUUAAUCAUUUCUGCCCUAUCCCUGUGUGUGCUAUUGUUCCUCCUGGUGCUGUUUCUUUUACUGCUUCUGACUACAAGCGGAAAGGAGAGAACAAACAUUUAUCAACCAGCUGGAUAUGUGCUGAUAAUUGUUAUGCCAGUUGUCCUUUCUGUGGGAAUGAUAUGUCUUUUUCUUAACUGUAUAUUCAAAAACAAAUGGAGAGGAAUUUUCAAAAUAUAUUUGAAGACGUACAGCAUCUUGAAUGACGACAUCUGGAGAAUAAGCGUGGAAAACCAAGAGCAGACGGGAGCAAUAUUCUACAUGUUAGCAUACAGUGCCAACAGUCCUGAUCGCAUUUCGCUUAAUAUCAUGCGAUACAACUUCAGAACUUGCAAGGCAUACUUUGCUAGACGGCUAGGGACGAGAGAAGCGCUAAAGAGUUUCUAUUUGGAACAGGAAACAGCAGAGGAAUGUACGAAUAGACUGUUUGACAAGUUUGUAAGGAUUAAUCCAGAAUACAUGGAAACACCAAGUUCAACUCAGCGUCACAAAAUGGCGAAUGGUGCUAAAUGUGUAUGUCUACUUGUUGAAGAAUGGCUAGAUUCUCAAAUGAAAUGAGGCAUAUACGUUAAAUUCAAACUAAGUUUUCUGUCUUACAAUUGAUAUUUUCGUGUUUCUGUAUAAAGAGAAAUGCAUUCUUUAACUUUGCAUUAGUAAUGGUGCCGUGGUUUGUUCUUUCCAACCAGCGUAAAUGUUGUCAUCUAAAUUUUAUGUUUUAUUAUCAUGUUAAUUUUCAAGGUCAAAAUAUUUUACAGCUACAUUUCAGAAUGUGUAAAACAGAGAACUUGUAAAGAAAUAAUUAAAUGCCCAGUUUUUAUUGAAUCAUAUUUUAAACCUGAUCUUGAAAUUUUCUAAACGGACAGAAAACAUAAACGUCUGUCUUGUUGGCUGGUGUUGUUUUACCAGUUAGAAUAUAGGAAGUCAGCUUUGUUGCCACAAACUAUAAGAUAGACUUUUCGCUAUGUAGGUGACUGUAAAAUAUUUUACCCUUGAUAUUUAUGUAAGGAUUUUAUAAAAAUAUCUAUGUAAGUCAUGUAUAUUACCGAAAGAAAAUCAAAGUCUAAAGAGUUUUCUUGCUUGUUUAUAUGUUAAUAAAAGUUAUAGAGAGAUUUUUAUUUCAUGCAUAGUCAUUGUUGUGAUGCAGUUCGGUACUAUCCAAUGAUUUCUGAAGACCUGUAAUAAAAUGUAAAGAUUAUAAAUGGCUUCAAAACAUAACAUAACUUUCAUGUAAUCAUAUUUUUAAGAAGAUCUUUUCGAAGCAUAGAAUGCUACCAAACAAAA